This is a messenger RNA of Mugil cephalus (flathead mullet), 3171 nucleotides long. RefSeq names its product PRP40 pre-mRNA processing factor 40 homolog A (gene prpf40a). Gene Ontology annotation, cellular component: U2-type prespliceosome; U1 snRNP. The transcript is spliced from 27 exons. Bases 65 to 2707 code for a protein of 880 amino acids. The record is from RefSeq and is a predicted model, not a curated record. Gene Ontology annotation, molecular function: RNA binding; protein binding. NCBI's taxonomy places the organism in Eukaryota, Metazoa, Chordata, Actinopteri, Mugiliformes, Mugilidae. Gene Ontology annotation, biological process: mRNA cis splicing, via spliceosome.
UCAACCAAUCGUUUUGCUCGUUGUUGAAAGGUGCUCAAAUUUCUCGGAGGGUCUUCUCGCCAACAUGUCUUCAUCGGAGGCUAAUAAUGGCCCGAGCCAAGCGCCACCUUAUCCAGGUGUACCGCCCUCAGGGAUACCUCCCCCGUUUAUGGGACCACCAGGAAUACCGCCUCACUUCCCUCCCAUGGGAAUACCCCCUAUGGGACAGCGACCCCCAAGUAUGACACCUAUGCCACCUGGUAUAAUUCCCCCUGGCAUAAUGCCACCAAUGGGGGCACCACCAAUGGGACAGAUGCCAGGCAUGAUGCCACCUAUGAUGCCAGGGAUGAUGAUGCCCCCUCGCAUGCCAGCUGCGGCUGUACAGCCAACGGGACCGCCUGGCGUGGAUACCGCAGCUGCUGCACCUGGAACAUCUAGCACCACAAAUGGAUCCCCACAGGAAGAACAGACAAAGAAGAAGUCCCUGUGGACCGAACACAAGUCACUGGAUGGGAAGACCUAUUAUUACAAUACAGAAACCAAGCAAUCCACAUGGGAGAAACCGGAUGAACUCAAAUCUCCUGCAGAGCAAAUGCUGUCUAAAUGCCCUUGGAAGGAGUACAAGUCAGACACAGGAAAGCCGUAUUACUACAACUCUCAGACGAAGGAGUCGAGAUGGACUAAACCCAAAGAACUGGAGGAUCUGGAAGCUAUGAUCAAAGCAGAGGAGAAUGGAACGGCAGACACAGCUGCCCCUGGAACGACCGUAGCUCCUGCGGUGCAAGUGGAUAAUAUAGCCACUAUGGCGACCGUAAUGGAAGUGGAAACUGCAACACCAGUCUCAGAGGAACACCCAUCCCAGGCGGCCGUGCAUCACACAGCUGAAGUGAAGACCGCAGAUGCACCUGUGGCCUCCACCGAGAACUCUGCCACAACAGAGGCCACGGCCAGUGUUGAGGUCGUGAAGGAAGAAAGGCCAGAGCUUCAGAAGAAAACUUACAAAUGGAACACAAAAGAAGAGGCCAAGCAGGCUUUCAAAGAGCUGCUGAAGGAGAAGGGUGUGUCCUCAAACUCCUCUUGGGAACAAGCCAUGAAAAUGAUUAUCAAUGAUCCUCGCUACAGUGCGCUUCCCAAGCUGAGUGAAAAGAAACAGGCAUUCAAUGCUUAUAAAGUCCAAACAGAGAAGGAAGAAAAGGAAGAGGCCAGAAUUAAAUACAAAGAGUCCAAAGAGACUUUUCAGAGAUUCCUGGAGAACCACGAGAAGAUGACCUCUACCACCAGAUACAAGAAAGCCGAGCAGAUGUUCAAUGAGCUUGAAGUGUGGAGCUGCGUUCCUGAGAGAGACAGACUGGAGAUCUAUGAAGAUGUGUUGUUCUACCUCGCAAAAAAGGAGAAGGAACAAGCCAAGCAGCUGAGAAAAAGAAACUGGGAAGCUCUGAAGAAUAUUCUGGACAACAUGGCCAACGUCACAUACCGCACCACCUGGUCAGAGGCCCAGCAGUACCUGCUAGACAACCCUACCUUUGCUGAGGACGAGGAGCUGCAGAAUAUGGAUAAAGAAGACGCCCUUAUUUGUUUUGAGGAACACAUUCGAGCACUGGAGAAAGAGGAGGAGGAAGAGAAACAGAAAACUCUUCUCAGAGAAAGGAGACGGCAGCGCAAGAACAGAGAGGCCUUCCAGAAAUUUCUGGACGAGCUCCACGACCACGGCCAGCUUCACUCCAUGUCUGCCUGGAUGGAGAUGUACCCAGCCCUGAGUUCAGACAUCCGCUUUGCCAACAUGCUGGGCCAGCCGGGUUCUACUCCCUUGGACCUGUUCAAAUUCUACGUGGAAGACUUGAAAGCUCGCUACCAUGAUGAGAAAAGGAUAAUCAAAGAUAUUCUCAAGGACAAAGGGUUCCUGGUUGAAAUCAACACCAGCUUUGAUGACUUUGGAUCCGUCAUCAGCUCGGACAAGAGAGCCACUACACUGGAUGCAGGAAACAUAAAGCUGGCCUUCAACAGCUUACUGGAGAAGGCUGAAGCCAGAGAGAGGGAGCGAGAGAAGGAAGAGGCCAGGAAGAUGAAAAGAAAAGAAGCAGCUUUCAAGAACAUGCUGAAGCAGGCCACACCGCCACUGGAGCCGGAGGCUACAUGGGAGGGAGUUAGAGAGAGAUUCCUAAAAGAAUCGGCCUUUGAAGACGUGACUCUGGAGUCGGAGAGGAAAAGAAUAUUCAAAGAUUUCAUGCACGUUUUGGAGCAUGAAUGCCAGCACCACCACUCCAAGACGAAGAAGCACUCAAAGAAGUCUAAGAAACACCACAGGAAACGAUCUCGCUCCCGAUCAGGCUCCGAGUCUGAGGACGAGGAAUACCACAAGAAGAAAAAGAGGUCGCAGUCCAAGUCCCCCUCAGAGCGCUCAUCUAGUGGAGAAUCUGAGAGAAGCUAUAAAAAAUCCAAGAAACACAAGAAGAAGGGCAAGAAGAGACGCCACAAGUCUGCAUCACCAGAUUCUGACAGUGAGAAGAAGGGAAGAGGAGAGCGAGAUGGAAAGCGUGACAAGGACGUAGAGAAGGAUAAAGAGAACGACAAGUCUCGGGGAAAGUCUCGCUCCGAGUCUAAACAGAAGUCUCCUAAAAGGAAAGCAGCCAAAGAGGAGGGAGGCUGGGAUACCUCAGGCAGCGAGCUGAGCGAAGGAGAGCUGGAGAAACGAAGAAGAACUUUACUGGAACAGCUGGACGCACCUUGAUCAAACUUGCUCUGCUCCGCUCUUCUGUAUUUGUACAUUUCGAUAAACAUGCAUUCCCUUCUAAGCUCAACUGACUGUGCUGGUCAUACGGCCCACGUUGGACUGUCAGAGAACACUUUUCACUGGUAUUUAAUGGGAAUGUGCUACACUGAGCUUAAUACGAGACUAAUUUGAUAUCGGGAAACUGAUGAGCUGAUGGACUGGUAAACGUUUAGUUAGCUUCAAGUAUUUUCUUUAGUUGGCUGUAGUUGUAUGUUUUCCAUUGCCAAUAAUUUUUACAUUCAAUUAAAAGCAUAUCUUAACGUCACACUGAUUCUCUUUUACCUGGAAUAAAAAGAUUUGUCCAGAACUUUCUGAUUUGACUCAACUAAACUACAGGUGUAUUCUCAACCGUUUUAAUUGGAGCGUUUGUGGAAAGAGAUUUAAGUUGGUUAAAUGUAAUAAAAUAUUGCCUCUGUGGAUGA